Messenger RNA from Carassius gibelio (silver crucian carp), 2346 nucleotides. RefSeq names its product cytochrome b5. NCBI's taxonomy places the organism in Eukaryota, Metazoa, Chordata, Actinopteri, Cypriniformes, Cyprinidae. Gene Ontology annotation, molecular function: heme binding. The record is from RefSeq and is a predicted model, not a curated record. The coding region runs from base 200 to 646 and encodes 148 amino acids. Gene Ontology annotation, cellular component: intracellular membrane-bounded organelle; membrane. The transcript has 5 exons.
GCUGGUUCGGUUCGAGUGAGCGGAUUGGGUCGUUUCUCGUGACUGGUGGUGAAAUGGUGUACCGGCUGGACGAGAACUAACCUGGGCAGGUUAAACGUCAGGUGUAUUAAAAACAGCUUCAGGCUAAAAUAUUACUGGUAAAACCCAAGCGCUGCUUUCCACUGAAACCCAGCGGAGUAGCGACAGAAUCCACGUAAAUAUGGGGGAAGCAACCGAGAGCUCGGUGAAGAGAGAGAACCAGGACGCGAAGGAUGAAGAUACAGUGAAAUAUUACACUCGCGAGGAGGUGCAGAACCAUAACAUGAGCAAUGACACAUGGCUCAUCAUCCACGAUAAAGUUUACGAUAUCACACGUUUCAUGGAGGAGCAUCCAGGAGGUGAAGAAGUUCUGCUGGAGCAAGCAGGUGCAGAUGCUACAGAGAGCUUCGAGGAUGUGGGUCAUUCCACAGAUGCCAGAGAGAUGCUCCAGCAGUAUUACAUCGGUGAACUUCAUAUGGAUGAUCGAAAUAAAGUGUCAAAAAAGGAAGUUUACAUCACAACUUCCAAAGACUCCAGGUCUUGGAGCUCCUGGUUAAUUCCCGGCUUGGCUGCUGUGCUCGUGGGCUUCAUGUACCGUUACUACAUGUUGGAGCACAGAUCCUCCUGAACUCCUGCAAACUUUGUCACUGCUCUAUGUUUCUCUUGUCUGGAGGCCUUGACUUGUUUGAGUGAGUGAGUCAGCAAGAUCACUCUCUAAACUCGUGCCCAUCUUCUCUUCUUUAGUUUCCACUCGACUGGCAAUUUGGAGAAGCUCCAAAGCCCAUAGGCUAUUCUUUUUGCCAAAAUUCGCAGUUCUGUUUAACCUGCAGGACUUAACCUGCAGCAUUAUCUUGGACACACUUUCUAUUAUCAGAUUGGCAUGUUUUUUUUUAAUGUUCUUGGAAAUGACUUCAACUCCUUUAAAUGAAUCUAGAGUGUAUUUGGAAAGAUCAGGUCCUUCAGGGAUGGUCCAGCUUUUGAUGAUGGAUUUUAAUUCACUGAACAUUUUGACAAAUCACAUGUCCACAGCCUUGACAUAGCUGCUUAUUUAUGUUUGUCAGUGAAUUGCUUUGGGGUUAUUACCUAAGGAUUUUUACCAAAUGAUUCAAGAAAGAUGCAUCUCCAAGAGAAGAGAAUAGCAAGAGUCGACUCGUUCUAUUAAAAAGAAAUUUCUAUUUUAAAUAUAACAUGUUUAUAGGGAUAGUUUUCUGUCGUUCUGUCAAAUUUAGUCAAACUUGAAUGACUUUCUUCUGUGAAAAACACAAAGUUGCUUUUAAGAAUGUUUGUAACCAGUUUGACUUCCAUUGUAUGAAAAAAAGAAAAAAGAAACAAAAAUUGUUCCACUGAAGAGAGUCAUUUGAACAGACAUGAGGGUGAUAAAUGAUGGCAGAAUUUCCAUUUUCGGGUGAACUCAGAAAUAUUAUAAUUGUUUCAAAUGUUGUCAUCUAUUUUGCAUGAAUGUCAUUCAACGUCAGACAGCGUGCAAUUGCUGAAAUUUGUCACAGAGUUACAGUCAUACAGUGCUUUAAUAUUAUAGGUACGCUUUUUCUUACAAUGAAGAUUUCUAUAGCGUGGUGCCGUUAUUCAGCCUUUUUGUAAUAAUGCAUUUGAGAGAUGGUUAAAAGUUUUUUUUUUUUUUUUUUCUGAAAACAUUGUUGGUGAGAACAUUAGUUUUGGGAAGUGUUUGAUACUUGAAUAGCUUGUAGAUCACCUGUUCAUAUAUUCAUUAUGCAUAUGCUUCUAUAAUGAACUCUUCUUAGCAUUUAGCAAGAUUAGCACUUGCAUGUGGUUUAUGCCAGCUCUACUUGCUGUAGCUUAAAGGGCACGUCGUGAAAAAUCAUCAUAUGCAAGUGUUGCCUUUUAAAUUCAAAAGCUUAAGGAAAACCAAAAUGUUUGUUUGCUUCUUUUGUGUACUUGUUAAGUCUUGCAUUUAUUUUCCAAACAAUAUUGCAUUUAAAUCAGGUCGUUUUUAAUGAAACACACUGAGUGAGUCAUUAUUAUGCAGUUAUAUAGUCAUUUUUUUUUAAUAAACCGUAUUAUCGGAAGAUAUUUCAAGUUAUAUCUGAUAUUUAUAUUUUAAUGAUGGAGGGAAAACAACUCAGUCCUGAACUGAGAACAAGUUAUUGUUAGGAUCUAGAUCCCCGUCUGCUCUUUUAGCUCGACAACAGGAAAAAUCACGGUUCAUGAUGAUAAAUGUAUUUAUAUAAACAAAUAUAAAUGUAUUUAUAUGUCGGAUUAAGAUUAUCUGUGUUAUGUCAUCAUGAAUACGACUGACUUGCUGAAUCUGUGUGUUUGUUAAAGGUUUUAAUAAAUGUUUAAAAAUGCAAA